AUAGCGGUAUAGCCAAUAGUUUGUCUGCUGUUUCACUCUUCUUCGCCGCCGCAGGCGACACUCUUCAAUCUUCACCCUUUCUACGACCGAUCUCUCUCCUGAAUCAAAACUUUCUUUUUGGUGACCCUGAAAAUCUGUACUUUUGUUUCUUGAUUUCCCUUCAUUUCCCUGUUCUGUUUUCUGAACAUGGAGGACAGUGAGGGCAAAAGAAUGACAGCCGUCUACGACGCUGUGUGGGAUCGAGUGAUACCUUACAUUCACGACUCGAGAGACCGCGGGUCGGUGUCCCUUGUGUGCAAGAGGUGGUACGAGAUCGACGCCAUAACGCGCAAGCACGUAACCAUGGCUUUCUGCUACACCGCCACGCCUAGUCGUCUAUCCAGCCGUUUCCCUCACUUGGAGUCGCUCAAGCUCAAGGGAAAGCCACGCGCUGCUAUGUUCAACCUUAUACCGGAAGAUUGGGGCGGUCACGCCGCCCCAUGGGUAGAAGAAAUCGCCAAGUCCUUUAAACAAUUGAAGGCUCUCCACUUGCGCAGAAUGAUUGUCACUGAUUCCGAUCUAGAUAGUCUGGCUCGCUCGCGCGGUUUGCUUCUUCAAUCUCUCAAGCUCGACAAGUGCUCUGGGUUCUCCACAGAUGGUCUCCUGAAGAUUUGCCAAUCCUGCAGGAACUUAAGCACAUUUGUUCUAGAAGAAAGCACAAUAGCUGAGAAAGAUGGGGAAUGGCUUCAUGAGCUUGCGGUGAACAACAAAGUUCUUGAAAAUCUCAACUUUUACAUGACAGAGCUUUUGAGUGUCAAACCCGAAGACAUUGAAUUGAUAGCCAGAAAUUGUCCACACCUUGUGUCAAUGAAAAUAUGUGAAUCUGACAUGUCUUCCCUUUUUGGCUUCUUUCGGGCAGCAACUGCAUUAGAAGAAUUUGCAGGCGGUUCUUUCAGCGUACCUGACCCCAUUGGUGAAAACAUGCAGUAUGCUGAUAUUGUGUUUCCUCCCAGGCUGUGUUCUCUCGGACUGACAUAUUUGGGAAUAAAUGAAAUGCCAAUUCUCUUCCCUAUCUGUUCCCGUCUUAGAAAGUUGGAUCUUCUAUAUGCACUACUUGACACUCAAGGUCACUGCACCUUACUGGAAAAGUGUGUGAAUUUGGAAAUUUUAGAGGCAAGAAAUGUAAUAGGAGACCGAGGAUUAGAAGUUUUCCCUUUUUUGUAAAUGACUUAUAAAGCACAAAAACUUUAUGAACAGGCAAGAAAUGUAAUAGGAGACCGAGGAUUAGAAGUUCUUUCCCGCUUUUGCAAGAAGUUGAAGAGGCUGAGGAUUGAGAGAGGAGCUGACGAACAAGGAAUGGAGGAUGAAGAGGGUUCUGUCACACAGAGAGGACUCAUUGCCUUAUCGCAAGGAUGUCAUGAACUCCAAUAUUUCGCGGUUUAUGUAUCUGACAUCACAAACCAAGCCCUUGAUUACAUUGGCAACCACAUGAAACAACUCUCUGAUUUCCGUUUGGUUCUUCUUGAUCGCGAAGAAAGGAUAACGGACCUCCCUCUAGAUAAUGGGGUGCGCUCUUUGUUAAGGGGUUGCCGUUUGCUUAUAAGGUUCGCCUUGUAUCUCCGGUCAGGUGGGCUAACUGAUGAAGGAUUGAAAUAUGUGGGCCAGUAUAGCCCAAAUGUGAGGUGGAUGCUUCUUGGGUAUGUUGGGGAAUCAGAUGAUGGACUUCUACAGUUCUCAAAUGGGUGCCCGAGCCUGCAGAAGCUUGAAGUGAGGGGCUGUUUCUUUAGCGAACAGGCACUUGCUAUGGCUUCAUUGAGGAUGAGAUCUCUGCGGUAUUUGUGGGUGCAAGGGUUCAGGCAGUCUUCAAUCGGGCAGGAUCUGUUGCUCAUGGCCCGCCCUUUUUGGAACAUUGAGGUCAUUCCUCCAAGACGGGUCAUCUCAGUGGGUGAGGAUGGUGAGACCGUGUCUGCUGACCAUCCUGCCCAUAUACUCGCGUAUUACUCACUUGCUGGACGGAGGACGGAUUCUCCAGAAACGGUCAUCUGUUUGGAGACAAACAACAUGGAGCUUGCUGGUUAGGGAUUUGUACUUUCCUUUUUACACCUUUUGUUGUUUCCAAAUUUCUACCGCUGUAAUAAACUCCUCUGUUUUCUAUGGAUUUAGUUUUUUUUUUUUGUUAUAUGCCGCAAACAAAUACUCUACCAUAUCAUUGAGUGAAACCUUUCUUGUACAAUAUGGAGUAAUUCUUUUUAGUUGGCAUUUUUCUUCUUUCUUGUGUUGCUG
Molecule: messenger RNA, 2262 nt
Organism: Cuscuta epithymum
Lineage: Eukaryota; Viridiplantae; Streptophyta; Magnoliopsida; Solanales; Convolvulaceae
Source: the annotation of a GenBank genome assembly